Thermothelomyces thermophilus ATCC 42464 is the source of this 2038-nucleotide messenger RNA. RefSeq names its product glycoside hydrolase family 17 protein. The transcript has 2 exons. Gene Ontology annotation, cellular component: extracellular region; fungal-type cell wall; cell surface. NCBI's taxonomy places the organism in Eukaryota, Fungi, Ascomycota, Sordariomycetes, Sordariales, Chaetomiaceae. Gene Ontology annotation, biological process: cell wall organization. Gene Ontology annotation, molecular function: glucan endo-1,3-beta-D-glucosidase activity; 1,3-beta-glucanosyltransferase activity. The record is from RefSeq and is a predicted model, not a curated record. The coding region runs from base 253 to 1920 and encodes 555 amino acids.
UGGCUUCCCCUUUUCCCCCCCAGAUUGCCAAUGGUGAUAUAGUCAGGCCGAAAGCAUCCAUCCGCGCUUCGUCGUUCGUUCGCUCGUUCCCUUUCUUUCCGCACCACCGCUUCACUCCUUUAGCGGGCACUCGUUUCUCCAGACCGCAAAACCAUCACGCAGCAGAGCGUGGCAGAAGGAACAGGAAGAGAAACAAAAUAAAGACAAAACAAAGGCGACUCGAUACGGUCUCUGAAUCACUCAUCUCCCAAGAUGAAGGCAGCUGUGAUGGCCGCCGCUGCGGCGGUUCUCGCCAAUGGCGUGAGCGCGGCCCGGGUUCACGGGCACCGCCAUGCGCACGCCCUAUUUAAGAGGGGCGACACCGGUGAAGUGUGCACUCCGGGCUGCACCACCAUCUACUCCACCAUCACCGGUGAACCGACCCGGUAUCAUGAUGCAGUUCUCCCGCCUGCGCCGACUCCCACGACCACGGCCGCUCCCGAGCCCACCACGACGAGCGGGCCCGUCCUCGUCCCGACGCCGAUCCAGCAGACCUGCCCGACUCCCGGCACCUACACCAUCCCCGCGACGACCGUCGUCCUGACCGAGACGACCACCGUCUGCGGCGCGUCUUCGACCGAGGUCCCGAGCGGCACCCACACCCUCGGCGGCGUCACCACCGUCGUCGAGACGGCCACCACGGUCGUCUGCCCCGUGGCCACCACCGAGACCCAGAAUGGCGUCGUUACCAGCGUCAUCAAGACCACCACCUACGUCUGCCCGUCGGCCGGUACCUACACCAUUGCCCCCAUCACCACCGUCGUCCCCAGCGUCACCACCGUGGUCGUGCCCGUCGUCGAGACGUACUGCCCGGGUACCUACACCGCCCCGGAGCUCGUCACCACCGUCACCGAGACCAGCGUGAUCGUCACCUGCCCCUUCACUUCGGUCACCCCCGCCGAGCCCACUUCGGCCCCGGUUCCCACUUCGGAGCCCGCUGAGCCCACUUCGGCCCCUGCUCCCACUUCGGAGCCCGCUGAGCCGGCCCCUGCCCCUCCCUCGUCGUCGUCCAAGGUGGCUCCGUCCCCAUCUCCGUCCCCUUCGUCCCCGUCCAAGGGCCCUAAUCCCGACAACAACGGCAAGCGGUGGGCCAUGACCUACACCCCGUACGCCGAGACUGCUGAGGGUGGCUGCAAGAGCGCCUCCGAGGUAAUGGACGAUGUCGCCGCCAUUGCCAAGGCGGGUUUCAAGGCCCUCCGUGUCUACUCGACCGACUGCGACACCCUGCCCAACGUUGGUGCCGCUGCUCGCGCCCACGGCCUCCGCCUGAUUGUCGGCAUCUUCAUCGGCAAGGUCGGCUGCGACAACAACAGCCCCGACGUUGCCGACCAGAUCAGCGCCCUCAAGGAGUGGAAGGAGUGGGAUCUCGUUGACCUGUGCGUCGUCGGCAACGAGGCCCUCUUCAACGGCUUCUGCUCCGUCUCCGAGCUCGCCAGCCUCAUCGGCCGCGUCAAGUCGGAGCUCGGCUCGGUCGGUUAUAACGGCCCCUUCACCACCACCGACGUCGUCGCCGCCUGGACCAACAACGACGUCUCGGCCAUCUGCGACGCCAUCGACGUCACCGCCACCAACGCCCACGCCUACUUCAAUGCCGACACCGAGCCCGCCGAUGCCGGCAAGUUCGUCGCCGGCCAGCUGGCCAUUGUCGAGAAGGUCUGCGGCAAGCCCGGCUACGUCAUGGAGACCGGCUGGCCCUCGGCCGGCAACUGCAACGGCGUCGCCUGCGCCGGCGAGGCUGAGCAGGCCACCGCCAUCCACUCCAUCGAGCAGGAGCUCGGCAACAAGGCCGUCUUCUUCUCCUUCCGCAACGACCCGUGGAAGCAGCCCGGCGAGUGCAACUGCGAGCAGCACUGGGGCUGCGCCAACGUCUUCGGCGUUUAAGCUCUCUUCCAGCCGACUCUGGUCCGCACGCCUCCCCCUCUCACUUGUGGGCAGCUCAUCUUUCCACAAUAUAUAAAUUCUAUUUCUCAGCCGGCAGCUACGCCCCGUCUCCCGUCAU